AUGGGUGACCCAGCACCGGCAGAGACCCCUUUCCCGCUCACGGAGACGGACAAGGCGGUGCUGGCUCUCACGGACGAAGAGUUCAAAUCGCACGAUUGGGAGGACUUGAAAUCAACAAUCGAGGCCAACAGGCUGGAGGUCUUCAAGCGCAAGCCGUCCGACCUGCGCCGGUACAUGAAGUGGACGACGGAGACCAAGGCCGAGUAUGGCUCCAUGACAAACUACCUUCUCGUCCACCGCCUCCCCAAAGCAUGGGGCGCCCCGCCCUUUACACCGACCUCGACCGUGCCCCUGGCCGAGCCGGCCGACUACCGCGUCCUCAUCAACGACUGGCCCUACGGCCUGACGCCCGAGAUCACCCACAUUGUCGUCUGGUCGCGCACCCCCAUCGAGACGGACCCUGCGUCGGGCGACGUAACUACCGAGAGCAGGCUGCUGAUCCAAGACUUCGUCGACCGAUACUUCGCAGACGCCCUGGGAGCAGACGGCAAGGAGCGCGUGCUGUGGUUCAAAAACUGGGUGGCCCUGCAGAGCGUCCGCGCGCUGGAGCACGUUCCACGUGCUGGU
This is a messenger RNA of Verticillium dahliae VdLs.17, 567 nucleotides long. RefSeq lists its product as uncharacterized. Gene Ontology annotation, cellular component: cytoplasm. The annotation marks the transcript as partial. The transcript has 2 exons. NCBI's taxonomy places the organism in Eukaryota, Fungi, Ascomycota, Sordariomycetes, Glomerellales, Plectosphaerellaceae. The record is from RefSeq and is a predicted model, not a curated record. Gene Ontology annotation, biological process: N-acetylglucosamine metabolic process.